UCCUCACUUCAAUGCCUGGAAAGGAAAACAAAAUAACCUCAACUCCGCUUUGAGAAAAAUCUUUCCAAGAACUUUCUUCAGAGAUUUUGCUCGAGGACCAGAGUUGGACGAGAGAGACAGUACUAGGCUUAAGGCACCUUCUGUAGGUUGCCAACCCAGUUUGAUUUGGGCACCACAUAUGAUCCGAGAGCACUGCUAAGAGUGAUCCCAGAGCAGAGGGCCAAGUUAGCCCAGAACAGCUCCAGGUGAUUUAUACAAUGAAGAAACAGGUAUUUUGGGUUUCUACAUGUUUGCUGAUUAGCUGUGUGUCUACUCUUAAUGCUAUUCAUGAGGAAGAUGAAGAACAUACGAACAUUACAGGUGUCAGCUUGCCACCACUGAAACUUGUAAAUUCAUUCUGUGCCUAUAAACCAGACGAUGGACCAUGCAAAGCAUUGAUAACUAGGUAUUUUUUCAACAUCCGCACUCAACAGUGUGAAGAGUUUAUAUACGGAGGAUGUGAAGGAAAUCAGAAUCGAUUUGAAACCCUGGAAGAGUGUAAAGAACAAUGUGUAAGAGGCUAUCGGAAAGGAAAAUGGGUAAAGAAAACACUUCACAAAGUAAAGCCAGAUUUCUGCUUUUUGGAAGAAGAUCCUGGAAUCUGUCGUGGAUAUAUUACUAGAUAUUUUUAUAACAAUCAGUCCCAGCAGUGUGAAGAUUUCAAGUAUGGUGGAUGCCUUGGGAAUCUCAACAACUUUGAAUCAUUGGAAGAAUGCAAAAAAACCUGUGAGCUUCCAUUGAAUGCUUUGGAAGAUGAUGAUUCUAAAACCCAGACUGAUGCAGUGAAUAGUAACUCCUUGGCUCCCCAGCCUACCAAGGUUGCCAGAUUUUUGGAAUAUCGUGGUCCCUCCUUGUGUAAGACCCCAGCAGACAGAGGUCUGUGUAGAGCAAAUGAAACAAGAUUCUACUUUGAUUUCAGCAUCAAAAAAUGCUGCACAUUUUCAUACAGUGGAUGUGGAGGGAAUGAAAACAAUUUUGUUUCUAAAGAAGACUGUAUUAGAGCUUGUAAAAAAGGUUCCUUCUGGAAAAGAGUAAAGGGCAGUUUGAUUAAAACCAAACGAAAACUGAAGCUACCAGUGAUAGUAGUACAUGAAGAAACUACAAAUUAA
Messenger RNA from Sorex fumeus (smoky shrew), 1148 nucleotides. It is a transcript of the gene TFPI, whose product is annotated as tissue factor pathway inhibitor. Bases 258 to 1148 code for a protein of 296 amino acids. The record is from RefSeq and is a predicted model, not a curated record. The transcript has 9 exons. Gene Ontology annotation, biological process: negative regulation of peptidase activity. Gene Ontology annotation, cellular component: extracellular region. NCBI's taxonomy places the organism in Eukaryota, Metazoa, Chordata, Mammalia, Eulipotyphla, Soricidae. Gene Ontology annotation, molecular function: serine-type endopeptidase inhibitor activity.